CCGUCGUGCUAAGCUGACUCACUCGCUCAUUAUUACCUCGGAAUUGUUUUGUACCCACGUUCUGAGCUAACUUACUAAUAUCGAUAAGCUCAGAAAUCAGACAAAGCAAGGGCUCUUAGGUUGAAAGAAAGCUCAGCAGAAGUGGGCACUAGUCACAGUCCGCCGGUCGAGCUUAGUCUCUUUCAAAAUCGCUAUGGCCGGUGAAAGAUUCGGCUUUGCCCUGACUGUCUCUGGACCUUUUGGGCCUUUUGCGUCUUUGAAUGAUCUAUCCCAGAGUUUGCAGGCAUCUUCUGCACACAGGGAAGACAACUAUAGGAACCUAGAAGACACGACUGCCAUCACUACGGACAAUAUCUUCCAAUAUAACCCGACAAGUACUGUAUCCAUUUCACCACAGCAGCAGCACUUGGCGUGGUACGAUCAAGUACACCCUAUACCGUAUCCCAGUUCCUCUUCCAACAUCUUCAAGAAAGAGUCUCUCGAUGACAAGCGGGAUACUGAUAACUUCGAAGACGACAACGACCGUGAUCAGGACGAUGGAGAGCAGGAACCCGUCGAAUGCAUCGAAUCCGAAGAACAGGAGUCAAAGAAACGCAAAUGUAACAAGCCCAUUUUCAGCUGCCGGGAAUGUGUGGGCAAGGAGAUGAGAUGUGAUCGAGGACGGCCUCAUAUUUGUCUUGGUAGUGACCGACUACUGACUGACUGGAUGCAGCUGUCUCUCCUGUAUCCGAAGAGGAACCGAGUGUGUCUAUAGAAUUAAAGCCGAGAUAGUUGAGGAAUCUCUUCACAAACCCACAAGCCGUCGGAAAUAUCAAUCCAGGGCGUCCAGGCAGCAGCAGCAACGGCAGAAACAGAGUUCCAGUGACUAUGUUAGUCUACUAUUGUUGAAACUACUUUUGGGACCCUGGACUGGUUGGAGAUUAUUUAGGAUGGUUCCCCGGCAUCUUCGAAUGGGUCUAAACCCGCCUUGUUCACGCACCAGGAGACCACAGAUCUUCUGCUUAGCAAUCCACCAUACUCUGAAAUAGGAUCUAAUACUACCACAAUAUCUGGGAUUGGCUCGGAGUACCCAUUUAGCAACUACUGGGCUCAAAAUGGAGGUGUUGUGAAGUAU
Molecule: messenger RNA, 1114 nt
Organism: Talaromyces stipitatus ATCC 10500
Lineage: Eukaryota; Fungi; Ascomycota; Eurotiomycetes; Eurotiales; Trichocomaceae
Exons: 4
Coding region: 194-754 (186 amino acids)
Source: RefSeq, a predicted model, not a curated record